Messenger RNA from Cryptomeria japonica (Japanese cedar), 671 nucleotides. RefSeq names its product class V chitinase CHIT5-like. Gene Ontology annotation, biological process: carbohydrate metabolic process; chitin catabolic process. The record is from RefSeq and is a predicted model, not a curated record. The transcript has a single exon. Gene Ontology annotation, cellular component: extracellular region. Lineage: Eukaryota; Viridiplantae; Streptophyta; Pinopsida; Cupressales; Cupressaceae. Gene Ontology annotation, molecular function: chitin binding; chitinase activity. Bases 4 to 498 code for a protein of 164 amino acids.
AUAAUGACCUACGAUUUUGUCAUCCCAACUCAGAUCAACGAGACGGGAGAGCACGCAGCUCUGUAUGAUCCCAACUCUAACUUCAGCACCAGCUAUGGCGUUGAGUCGUGGUUGAAUGCAGGUCUUUCUGAGCAGAAAAUUGUUGUGGGGAUGCCCAUUUAUGGAUAUUCAUGGAUGUUGAAGAGCAUAGAAAAUGUGGGAAUAGGAGCCGAGGCCAGCGGUCCAGGCAACCCCGAUGUAUAUACCUUUGCCCAAAUUAAGGAUUUUAUCAGUAACAACGCCGCCACCGAGGUUAAUGACACAACCACUGUGUCGGCUUAUUGCUAUUCUGGGCUUGUAUGGAUUGGGUACGACAACGAACAGUCUGUUAGAGGCAAAGUGGAGUAUGCCAAACAGAAAGGCUUGUUGGGGUAUUUCUUCUGGAACGUCGUUCAGGAUAGCAACUGGGCUCUCUCCAUCGCAGGGAAGACUAACCUUUCUGUCUUUCAAUUUUGUUGAUUGAUCAGCUUUCAUUGUUGAACUAGUUUUGAUUGUGGAAUUUGUAUAUCCCUGCAGCCUCGAAUGCAAUGGGUCAGUGAUCACGUCGAUGGCGAUGGUUUUAAGUCAAAUAAUUGAGAAGCGGUUGUGCAAGCUUCUCACUAUUAUGCCAUUUGAAGGAAGACAUCAUAUAA